AUGUUGAAAUUAUUCUUUUAUUUUUUAUUCAUUUCUGGACGAUACAUCCAAACCUCUCCAAUCAAGACUAGGAGCUUUAUUUGGAUUUUUAAGGAACAAAACUCAUACAAAAUCUGCAUCACCACUAAAUGCUUUUCAAACUUUUAAAAGCUAUAAAACCAUUCGGAACUUCCUGGACAAACAUGGCCACCAAAGUUUUCUUUCUUUGUAUUGCCAGACAGCCUUAUUCUAACUAGGCACCGUUAUUGAAAAGCUUAUCUGUGGUUAAAUUGUUUAUUGUUCUUCAUAGUAGAACUAGGCCAUGGAUAUGAUUAUGCUAUAUUGGCAUAACUUUGAUAAGACUAGGGCUGUAAAACAACUUAGUGUUAUCUUCUUCUUCCUUCUAAUCGCUGCAGUUGACUAUGUCGCCUCUUCACCUUAUUCAGGCAGCUGCAGCCUUGAUUUUAAACAAUCAACACCUUUAUUUAGUUCAAGUUGUGAAGGAGAUUGGGGAGGGUUUCUAGAGAAAAGCUGUUGUGGAGCAGCAUUUAGUGAGUACCUUUAUGUAUUAGGCCAAAGAGCAAAUCAAACUGGAAAACUAUUUCUGAAUUCCACUGAGCAAGGAAGUUGUCUCGUUUUGCUUACAAGGUUUCGCGGAAACAUCUCUGGUUGUGGGAUUGAGAAGCUAGUUAGUGGGAAUGGUGGCUGUUCUGACUACUCUCUUGAUGAUGUUACCAAUAAAUUGGGAGAUAGAGUUAGAAGUUUAAAUGAAAACUGUGAACUUACAAGUUCUAAAGGAACCUGGGAGAGUUCUUGUGAUUUUUGUGUGAAGAGCUGGGAAGACAUUAGGGGAAUGGAUUCACCAUCUGCAAAACAUGAGCCUGUUAACAUUGAAAAUGAAAUGUGUAGGUUCGCGGUUUUGGUGUCGAUUAUUGGUAGCAGGAUUGAAGAUGUUGGAUAUAUCAGACCCAUUUUCACAUGCCUUGGGGGACAAACACUCAACUCUGGUAUGUUUAUCUUGAAACUUUACACAAAAAUAUUGUUUUCAAAUUGUUUUUUUCAGCUGGUCUGUGUUUUUUGCAUAAUAAAAGAAAGGGAAGACAUAAAGCAUAGUAAGAAGAAUAGCAUUAGAAAAGGUGUAUGGAUUCUGAUUGGUUUCCUAAUAGGAGUUGUAAUGAUGGUAUUGGUUGCUGCAUGCUUCCUGUAUAGAAGAUACUUUAAAUCAAACCUCCCAUCCAAAAACCAUGUGUUCAGGGAUGUCCUUACAAAAGAGCCUGCUUGCCGAAAAGUACCUGUCAAGGAAGUGUAUGCUGCAACAAACAAUCUCUGUGAAUCAAAUGUAAUUGGUGAAGGAACUGCAGGAAAGGUCUACAAAGGGAUACUGUCAAAUAAGCAACCCGUAGCAAUUAAGCACAUCAUUAAUGAUGAAGAUGUUGAAACAUUUGUCAGGGAACUUACUAGCUUAGCACAUAUAAGACACCCGAACCUUGUAGCUUUGCUUGGUUGCUGUGUAAGGAAAGAUGAUGGCUUCCUUAUUUAUGAGCUUUGUCCAAAUGGGAACCUCUCUGAAUGGCUUUUUGGAAGAGAUAAGGUCCUGUCAUGGAUUCAAAGGCUUGAGAUUGCAAUUGAUUGCGCUAGAGCCUUAUGGUUCCUCCAUUCAUGUCCAGAAGGCUGCAUUGUCCACCGUGAUAUCAAGCCAACAAACAUUCUUCUGGGGAAACAUUUUGAAGCAAAGCUAUCGGACUUCGGACUGUCCAAGGUUAUGAGCCUCGGAGAAAGCUUUGUGUGUUCUGAAGUGAGAGGAACUUUUGGUUAUGUUGAUCCUGACUACCAAAGCAACCACCGAGUCAAAUCAUCAGGAGAUGUAUACAGUUUUGGAGUUGUACUUCUUCAGAUCAUCUCAGGCAAGAGAGUUAUCAACAUGAAACUGCGAAGACCAAUGCCAUUGAACAAAAUGGCGAAAGUACUAAGCAGAGAUGGUAAAAUUACUGAAUUUGCUGAUCCUAAACUAGAAGGAGCAUACUCAGCUGAAGCUUUUGUCCUUGUACUUGAGCUGGCUUUGUCAUGCACAGCACUCAAAACACAACGUCCCUCCAUGGAACAGAUUGUUUCAAAGUUAGAAGGGGCCCUUGACAAGUCAACAAGAGCCAAGGUCUCAACUCCUGAAACCACACAACAAAGAAAUGCUUGAAUUCCUUCUUUUACCCAAAAAGAAGAAGAGAGAAACAUGGAGAUUUAAUGAGUGAAUAUGGUCUUAAGACCCAGCUACAUUUAAAAUUUUCCCAUAAAGUUUCUCCUGGAAUUAGCUCCAACUUUGCCUUAGGUUUUUAUUUUCUUAUUUAUGGUUUGAUUUGAUUUGAUUUGAGCUUUGUCUGAACUUGUUUUCAACUGUGAGAGAGAAAUGUACACUGCCAAAUAUUUUAUAUAAUAAGAUAAUAUAUUUUUGGAGGCCUA
This is a messenger RNA of Humulus lupulus (European hop), 2433 nucleotides long. RefSeq names its product nodulation receptor kinase-like. The transcript has 7 exons. The coding region runs from base 302 to 2170 and encodes 622 amino acids. Gene Ontology annotation, molecular function: ATP binding; protein kinase activity. NCBI's taxonomy places the organism in Eukaryota, Viridiplantae, Streptophyta, Magnoliopsida, Rosales, Cannabaceae. The record is from RefSeq and is a predicted model, not a curated record. Gene Ontology annotation, biological process: protein phosphorylation.